GAAAGGUGGGAGGGGAAUGGAGCAAACCCCUUGUAUUCUAAUCCGAUGCAACCCAACGUACACUAAUCCGAUGAAACCCAACUCACACUUUGUACAUGUGCUGCCAUCUGGCGGACGGCGCGUACCCUGAAACCCAAUUCACACUUUGUACAUGUGCUGCCAUCUGGCGGACGGCACCCGCCAUGUAACCCAACACACACACUAUGAUUGCGCGAGUAUUUCGCCCGACGGACGGCGCUGCGUGAUUCGAUCGCAUCGCAGUUAUGAUAAACGAUGAAAAUGAUGUUUUACAGACAGUUUAGUGACGUGUUAUAAUGGAUCGGUGUCGUUGUUGUUGUUGUUGUUGUUCGCGCCGAGGUGAGGACGUAGAAAAAAUAAAAAACAUCGAUGAAAGUUUACUUAAAAACAGAUCGCAGAUUUAUGAACUGUUCGUAAGAUUUAAAGGGGUAGAUUUUAGAUUAGGCCGACAAGUCGAAGAUUUAAGAGACUAUAUAAAACAUUUGCAUGAAGUAUUAAAAAUUAUCGAUAAACGUGUAAAUUUUUUAGAAAUUGUUGUAAAAGACAAGACGAACGUUAAUGAUUACGAAAUAAUUGAUAGUGAAAAUUAGAAAAAAAGUCGAUCGGUCAGGUGCGAUUCGUUACAAAAACAGUAUAAGAUCAUUCGGUCAUUUGUUGUUGUGUUGAACGGACAUGAUUUUAUGUUUUAUUCUCGACAAUAUGACUAUAGCGAAUAGUGUUGGUCAAGUCGAAUUUCAACGUAAAAAUGAUUUGUUAAAUUGUUUGGUUUACAGUCUGAAUGAAAAACAAAAAUUUUUCAUAACGAUCGGUAUUGAACCGAGAGAACCGUUCAACACCGAGGUGCGUAUUAUUUCUCCGUUAAAAAAUGUUUCGAUUUCGAUAGAUUUUUUAAAGCGUAUUUUCGGUUCGAUGGGCAAUAUUUUAUCUUCGGUAUUGACCGCGCCGAUUAAAAAAGAAAAUAUUUUACUACUCGAGGAUGUUGAAACAGCGGUAUGGAAAAGGGCGCAUCGCAAGACAAACGUCAUUUUAAUAAAAUCGAAAAUAUAUCCAAAGUGUCAGGUCGUUUUCAAAUAUGAGCACUUAAUCACCUUAUUAGAUUUGGAGUAUGUAAUUUUCGAUGCAAUCAAUCGUCAAAACACCGUCAAUAGACCGAUCAUUAAAAAGCAAUUUGAAGAGAUUAUCGAUUAUUGUUUCAAUAUUUUCACACACGAGCGUAUAACAAACGAUUACAACGCAAUUACAUUAUUUGUAAAAAAUAUCGAUUUCACCGAGGUUGGAAAACAUAUAAUGAAAAAACAUGAUCAUAGUUAUGCACAUGAAAUAAAAACAUUCAUGUCUACCAGCAUUGUGGAUCGAUUGGCGGAUAAAAAAACGUGGUAUAACACACCUCAGAAAAAGAACGAACAUGUGCGAGAAUUCGGUUGGAUGUCUUUGGUUAAGUCCAUUAACGAGGAACCUUGUACACAAUUACCAUCAAAUUAUUAUUGACAAUAGAGAAAUUAAAUA
Messenger RNA from Daktulosphaira vitifoliae (grape phylloxera), 1524 nucleotides. RefSeq lists its product as uncharacterized. The transcript is spliced from 2 exons. The coding region runs from base 691 to 1506 and encodes 271 amino acids. NCBI's taxonomy places the organism in Eukaryota, Metazoa, Arthropoda, Insecta, Hemiptera, Phylloxeridae. The record is from RefSeq and is a predicted model, not a curated record.